AUGAUAAGUGCUAUACAAAUCUUGAUCAAUUCACUACUGGACAUUACCGGUUUGGACCAGGCAAGUAUUAAGAUAUUAACAUGCACUUUGCUUUCAUUUGGGUUUAGCAUCAUUUUUAAAAGAUUACCCGAUCAGAAUUACACGUUGAAGAAUAUAUACAAUGUUCUAGUUUCUGCAUUUUACGUUUUUGGAAUAUGUGAUUUACGAAGCGGAUUAGGCACACUUCUCAUAUCUUCAUUGGGCACAUAUUUCAUAACAAGGUACUUGAGAACAUCGAAGAUGCCGUGGGUCAAUUUCUUAUUCCUAAUGAUACAUAUGGCCUAUAGUCAUGUUCAUCUUCAGUUUUUUGAUGAUUACGACCCUACUGUUAUAGAUAUAACUGGAGCCCAAAUGAUACUAGUUAUGAAAUUGUCUGCGUUUGGAUGGAGUGUCCAUGAUGGGAAGCAGCCACGAACUAGUUUGAACGAGUACAACAAGUCUAGAGCUAUAUACAAGCAUCCAAAUAUUUUGCCAUAUAUUGGGUACCUGUUUUUCUAUGCGUCAUUGUUAACAGGACCAGCUUUUGACUAUGUAGACUACGAUAAGUUUAUGCACUCGACUUUGUUUGAUGAUGUGCCCGAGGAAAAAAGACCGGGUAGACGUGUUAAAAGAAGAAUACCAAGAAGCGGGAAGCAAGCUUUUGUGAAACUUUUGCAGGGUUUCUUUUGGGCAUUUUUGUUAUUUCAAGUACCAAAGUUUGCUGAUUUAAAGUAUGUGUUUAAAAAUGAGUUUGUCACGGAUCAUGGAUUUGUCUACAGAAUUUUCUACAUGUGGGUUUUGGGAUUCUCAUACAGAUUAAAGUACUAUGCAAUCUGGACUAUUGCAGAAGGGGCCUGUAUACUUUGUGGGAUUGGAUACAAUGGUUUUGAUUCUGAAACUGGGGAGUUCAAAUGGAAUCGAGUACAAAAUAUUGACCCUGUUGCAUUUGAAACCGGCCAAAGUGUUCAUGCUUGUUUAGAGGCAUGGAACCAAAAUACCAACAAAUGGUUAAAAUAUUAUGUGUACUUGCGGGUUGCCAAGCCUGGUAAGAAACCGGGUUUUAAAAGCACUGUUUUUACAUUUGCCACAAGCGCAUUUUGGCACGGAACCAGACCUGGCUACUAUUUAACUUUUGUUUUGGGCGCGUUGCUCCAAACAGUUGGCAAGUAUUAUAGAAGAAAUAUAAGGCCCUUUUUCUUGAAAAGUGACGGAAGUUCGAAACCGACAAAAGUUAUCUACGAUUUUGUUUGUUGGAUCAAUACACAGUUGGCAUUUGGGUUUAUUGUUCAACCUUUUGUCAUUUUGGACUUUAAGAAUUCAUUAUUGUGUUGGAAAACAGUCAAUUAUUGGCUUGUUUGGGUAAUUGGGGUUUCCUUUUUUAUUUACAAUGGUCCGCUCGCAAGAUAUUUCAAGGUCAAAGCUCCUUCUCCUCCUAAAAAGAAACCGGUUUCUGACAAUCCUGCUGAGAAUGCGCCGUCAACUUUUGAGUCGGUACUAUUAUCCAAUGAAGAAAACCGACACGUGUCGCAUGCUGUAAAGAAGAAGUUGGAGAAAGAUUAUGAUGCGCCAACUUUGGGUUUACCAUCGUUUGACGUGUUUCAAGAUAUGGAUAGAGAAGAGAUUGACGAUGACAUCAAACACUUGCAUGAUGCUUGGGUAUCCUUUAAACAGCGCAAGUUUUUGAAUGGUAAAGAUAAUGAUAAAAAUGAUGAUAAAAAUGAUGAUUUUGAAGGUUUAAAAGAUGCAUACAAAAACUUUAUUGACGAGAUUAACCGCAUCUUCCAAAGUGAAAAAAAAGAGGUUUACAAUAUGAAAGAGAAGAUUUUGACUCAACUAUGA
Lodderomyces oxycetoniae is the source of this 1857-nucleotide messenger RNA. It is a transcript of the gene LPT1, whose product is annotated as lysophospholipid acyltransferase. Gene Ontology annotation, molecular function: 1-acylglycerophosphocholine O-acyltransferase activity; 1-acylglycerol-3-phosphate O-acyltransferase activity. The transcript has a single exon. Gene Ontology annotation, biological process: glycerophospholipid biosynthetic process; lipid modification. The record is from RefSeq and is a predicted model, not a curated record. Bases 1 to 1857 code for a protein of 618 amino acids. Gene Ontology annotation, cellular component: endoplasmic reticulum; membrane. NCBI's taxonomy places the organism in Eukaryota, Fungi, Ascomycota, Pichiomycetes, Serinales, Debaryomycetaceae.